AUGGCUUCCAAGUUUCUCAGAGAGUACAAGCUGGUGGUGGUAGGAGGUGGUGGUGUCGGAAAGUCUUGUUUGACAAUCCAAUUAAUCCAGAGCCACUUUGUCGACGAAUACGAUCCAACAAUUGAAGAUUCGUACCGCAAACAGUGUGUCAUUGACGAUGAGGUUGCGCUGCUCGACGUUCUCGAUACGGCCGGCCAGGAGGAAUACUCGGCAAUGCGAGAGCAGUAUAUGAGAACCGGCGAGGGGUUCCUGCUUGUCUACUCGAUAACAUCCCGCCAAUCCUUCGAGGAAAUAAUGACUUUCCAACAACAAAUCCUACGAGUGAAGGACAAGGACUAUUUCCCCAUAAUUGUGGUCGGAAACAAGUGCGAUUUGGAGAAGGAGCGCGUCGUCUCACAACAGGAGGGCGAGGCCUUAGCUCGGUCGUUCGGCUGCAAGUUUAUCGAAACGUCGGCAAAAUCGCGGAUCAACGUUGAAAACGCAUUCUACGACCUCGUGCGCGAAAUCCGUCGAUACAACAAGGAAAUGUCGUCCUACCCCUCCGGCUCUGGCGCAUUCGGCGCUCGCGCCCCCGAAGGCAAGAUGGAGGUCGAGGAGGGCGGCGAGGCAGGCGGUUGCUGCUCGAAAUGUGUGAUCAUGUAA
Penicilliopsis zonata CBS 506.65 is the source of this 642-nucleotide messenger RNA. RefSeq lists its product as hypothetical. Bases 1 to 642 code for a protein of 213 amino acids. Gene Ontology annotation, cellular component: plasma membrane. Gene Ontology annotation, molecular function: GTPase activity; GTP binding; GDP binding. NCBI's taxonomy places the organism in Eukaryota, Fungi, Ascomycota, Eurotiomycetes, Eurotiales, Aspergillaceae. The record is from RefSeq and is a predicted model, not a curated record. The transcript is spliced from 4 exons. Gene Ontology annotation, biological process: signal transduction.